AGUAGGAAAUAACAAUAAACACGCUACAUUGAAGAAAAAACUCCAUGACAAGUUACAUUGAGACAAUUUUAAAGAAAGAACUGAAUUGUUCUUCUGUUGAAUUUAUUCAAAGACCGUCCCAAGAUAGUAUUAAUAAUACUGGUGUAUAUAAUACGAGUUUCGGCCCAGUAUUUGUCAAAGAAAAUGACUUUAAACUGGGUCUGGAUAUGUUCCAAGUUGAAGAGGAAAGUUUAAAAUUGAUAAAGGAAACUGGAACCAUCAGAGUUCCAAAUGUUCUCAAAGUUAUAGAUAAGAAUGAAAGAGAUGGUGCAAUAAUUGUAUUAGAAUAUUUAAAUGAACUUAAGCCUAUUGAAGGAAAGACAAGUUGGAUGAAUUUUGCUAAAAGAGUGGCUAGAUUGCAUAAAGAUAACAUUAAUAAACUAGAAAUAAAAAAGAAAGCCGAAAGUUCCAUUCAUAAUAAAACAAUAAAAGCCAUUGAAAAGUUCGGCUUUCAUUUCCCCAUUGUUUUUGGACCAAUCUAUCAAAUUCAAGCUGAUACGUGGUAUUCAAGUUGGCCAGAUUUGUAUCUUAGAGAAAUUCUUAAUCCGAUGAUAAACGCUUUUGAACCGUUAUCGGGCCAAAGUGAAAAGAAUAAGAAACUAUACGAAAAUUGUCGAGAAAUGAUGAUUAACAUUGAUAAAGUAUUCAAGGGCUACGAUUAUAAACCGUCUUUAUGCGUCUCUGACUUAGCUAGUGAUAAUUGUGGUGAAAUCGACGGUGAACCUAUCAUCUAUGACCCAUAUUGCUCUUACAGUCAUCACGAAUUCGAUUUUACUCAGCCGUUAAUUACUAAUGAUUUCCCGCCAGAAUUUUAUCAGGCCUACGAUGCCGAAUUUGGUGCCAGACGGGGAUCAAAAGAUCGUUCUUUAGCUUAUAGAUUAUUCGGACACUUGAUAAGAGCGAAUCACGAUCUAGACAGAGAAGAAAACAUUGAAAAAGGUCUCGAGCUGACAGAAAAAUUAAUCGACCUCUCAAACAAGAGCUAAUCGUCUUCCUUCAUCUUGAUUUUAACAAUGAAACACAAGUGUCAAAGGUGAUUUAAACGACGCUACUUGAGUGACGCUUUUACGUUAUUCAAAACUUGACAUGCUCCGCCCCAUCCAUGAUAAAAGAGUUACAAGUGAUCAAUUCAUAAGAUAAUCGAUUUUUUAUUUUUUCUACCAAAUUUAAUUACCUAAUCAACAAUGAAUGAAUGUAAAUAGUGCUUAAUUAAUUACAAACUAUACACGCCACAAAUAUUCAGCCUAAAAGAUGAAUAAGCAUAUGGUAUAUGAACGAUAAUUAAUUAUCUUUAUAUAUUUUUAAAAACUAAGGCAUCUAUUAUAAAAGAUAUAUUUAAUAAUUAAUAAAUCAUAUUGAUAUAUACAGUACACUAUAUAUUUUAAAAAGUUAGAUAAAUCUAUUAUCAAAGGAAAAUUUAUAUGGCUGAUUAAUCACCUCAUACCUUUUUCAUCACUUUUUGACAAGUCAUCUGUUUUACUUGCCGACGUUUCGUCGACAUUAGAAUUGGUUGAUCUCUUUGUUGGUAAAUCCUCGUCAUUGUCAUAACUAUCUUCUUCUUUUGCUUCUCUCUCUAUCUUUUUUCUCUGUCUCCUUUUUCUCCUCUUUUCUUUCCUUAGUCUUUUUCGUUCCUUCUUUCUUUCGAUUUUUAAUCGUAAUUCUUCAUUCCUUCUCUUAUCUUGAAUCAUUUGUAAAGUCAUUACUUUCAUAACAUCAGUAUUUUUUUUAUCGCAAGUGUCGUCCAUCCUUGGGGUUUCUCUCUCCUCAGCAGUCCCGCAGAUACCACAACACGGCAUAAAAGCGAAUCCAGCAAUUCCCAAACAGUGAAAAAUAUUGCACCGACAACAGCAUCCCAAGAGUUGAGCAACUCCUCCUGUCCGAUUAUUUAUAUGUAUACAUAAAAAUGACCUUUGAAUAUUUUGGAAUUAUUAAAGAAUUCUAUAUAAGAAUUAUAUAGAUAUAUAUAUAGAUAUAUGUAGUGUAUACUUAAUAGAAGAGAA
This is a messenger RNA of Dimorphilus gyrociliatus, 2039 nucleotides long. Lineage: Eukaryota; Metazoa; Annelida; Polychaeta; Dinophilidae. The record is from the annotation of a GenBank genome assembly.